AUGCUCAAGUUCGAGCCCCGCGUGCACUGGAGGAACGCCCGUGAAAAGUUCAGGGUCUGGAUUGAUGUAAAGGAUGGUCGUGAGGUGGACACGACGUCGAUCAACAUUCACAAGAAGCCGGAGAACGAGACGCCUGCGUACUUCCUGCAGUGCGUGCAGGCUUAUAUCGCCAAGGGUGGCGACGUCUUUGGCGAGUGGAUCGGUCCCAAGACGACGACGGCGUCGGAAAAAGACAAGUACUUGGAGCAGGCGGUUGAGACGGAGUCCCGCGAGGAGGCGGAGACGCUGCUCAAGACGCAUUUCAAGUCCUGGUGGGUACGUAACCAUGCGAAUUGCCAGGCUUUCUUGAGGACCAAGAAGGGUCCUUCUGCCAAACCCCAUGCGCCUUCCUUUCCUCCCUUACCCUGGAAGGUGCCGAGAAGGUUGCUUCAGUGGCGGCAAAAGAACUUUGACGUGGCCCGGCUUGGUCGUCCGACAUGUCUCGUCAUCGUCGGUCGGCCCCGCUCUGGCAAGACCGAGUGGGCUCUUUCCUUUGGUCGUCCAGCUCACAUGACGGGGUACAUCACCGCCACAGGCAAGUACCGCGAGCAGCGGACCAUUCGCAUGGGUAUACCAGUCAUCUGGACUUGUAAUGAGGACAAUGAUGUUACCAAGGACAAGGAUAUUGGUCAGUAUUUGCUUGAGACAGCCGUGAUUUAUCGUGUGCCAAAGGGGAAGAUGUUGUAUGGGAAGUAG
This is a messenger RNA of Hirsutella rhossiliensis, 735 nucleotides long. Its product is annotated as geminivirus rep protein central domain-containing protein. The coding region runs from base 1 to 735 and encodes 244 amino acids. Gene Ontology annotation, molecular function: DNA endonuclease activity, producing 5'-phosphomonoesters. The record is from RefSeq and is a predicted model, not a curated record. The transcript has 2 exons. NCBI's taxonomy places the organism in Eukaryota, Fungi, Ascomycota, Sordariomycetes, Hypocreales, Ophiocordycipitaceae.